CAUGAAUAAUGAACUGACUAAACUCCAAAAAUCAAUUUCUUCUCAUAUGCCAAAACCCAUAAAUCUAAAAACAGUCGGAAAAAAGAAAAAGAAAAAGAAAAAAAGAAGAGAGAGCGCGCCUUCUAUUUUAUAAGCAAAUAUAAAAACACCGAAGAGGCAAAAGGAACAGGUCCAAGCAUGUAUGUGUGUACUUUUCAGCGUGGUCAAAUAGUCAAUUGACAAAACAGUAAACCGCAUGGAGAACGAACGCCUCGGAACGCCGUCGUUUACGCCCAAACCACCGCCAGAAUACAGAGGCGCCGGUGGCAAGUUUAGAAAACCACCGUCGCGUAGGCAGCUAUCCACACCCUACGCUCGUCCACCGCCGAACCAGGCUCAACACGGCGGCGGAGGCGGCCGCCGUUGGCUUUCUAAACUGGUGGAUCCUGCUUACCGCCUUAUCGUCGGCGGCGCCAACUUAUUCUUACCUUCGUUUCUCUUCAAAUCGGGAUCAAUCAAUGCACUCCCUGGUCCUACUGAUCAAGACGAACAAAAUGACGAUAACUUGCAAGCGGAGGUGCAACCGAAACAAAAUCCUACUGGUGCUGUAAACGACGACGUCGUUCAGAAUCUGGAAUCUGGACCAACUGGAUUGGCUGGUACUAGCAAAGUAGCAGAUUCCCAUUCUGACUUUGAUGGGUAUGAACAGAACCAACAAGUUCAAGUUUCUGAUCCUAAUGGAAUUUCUAAAAUUGAGCAACUAAUGAAGGAUCAAAGACUUUCCAGGGAUGAAAUUAACCGUCUGAUAGAGAUUUUGAAUUCGAGGGGUGUUGAUCUUCCUGAUGUUGAGCACGAAAACGAAUGUAUAGGCACCCCUGCAGGAGAUCUUGGAGAACAUGCACGUGCCCCUGAAUAUUCUGGGAAGUUAACAGAAGCAAAGAAAGAAGAUUUCAGUAGUUCCAUUUGGGAAACCUCUAAAAUUAAUGAAAGAAAAUAUUCAAGUGCAAUUCUAAUAGAUGAUGGCAACAAGGCAAAUGCUUUUGAAAAUUCAAGAAAGUCUAUUGAAGAAAAGAACGGGGAUUUGGAUGGAGGUCUUUGGAAAUCAUCAACCCCUCUUUCCGAGUCAAAAUUUGCAAUCUGGCAGCUACAAAAUAAUGUUGGCGCUUCACCGAUUGAAAUUGCGAGAGCAUAUAUGGAAAAUCGAACAUUAGGCAUAGGCUUUGGUACUAAUAGCUUAAUAUCAAAAGAUGAAGGAAAAGUGCCACGUGGUGACGAGCUUGCGGUGAAAUCCUAUAUUCCAUCACCUGCUCCUAAGUCAUCCCCAUGCUGGCCAGGUGCCUCAGUAGAAGAUCAGCGUGGGUAUAUGACCCCACAAAGUCAAAGAGGGAGGUUUGGGCUUCACAAUUUUCCCCGAACCCCUUAUUCCAGAAGUAUUUAUACAAAGACCAAGUCCAGGUCGAUUCAGUUACAGGCCAAUAGUGAUAGGCCACCUGGCAUGAUCUCAACUCCUUUCCAGCAGAUUCAAGCUCCAUCAUUUGGAAAGCUAAAUCCAAGGGGCAAGACAUUAAAUGAUGGCCAUGGAUCUGUGGGACCUAUUCGCAGGAUACGGCAUAAAGGUGUAGCAGAAACCCCCUCCAGAGGAUCUGCUUAUUUUCAUUCGCCUUUAAAUGGUGGUCAGGUGGAAAACUUCAGUGUUUCAGAAGGCUUAUUUUCUGCACCUUGGACAAACUUGGAAAACAGAGUAACAAAUAGCUCUGCGAAAGUACAGUCAAUCGGCAGUAAGGCACAAAGCUCUGAAGUCAGUGUCCUAAUCAGUAAGCCUCAAUGUUCUGAAGUCAGUGUCCCCACUGUUCCUGCACAUUCUAGUCAGGUGGCUAAGAAAAUAUUAGAGCACCUUGAGAGAAAUCCACCUACUCCUAAAGAUAAGUCUGCUGAGUUGAGGCUAGCCACUUCAUGGAAGAAACCUGAAUCCUCGGAUGUAGCUACUUUCAUGCCCAAAAAGCUUAAUAGGCUAACACGUUUUGGAGGUCUUAAUUCUGCUGAAAAAACCUUUGAAGUUGACAAGAAGGAUUCUCAGGAAUCUGCUAAUGAGGUUAAUGUUGCUGUAAAUAAUAACACUUCAACUUCUGACAUAAAACUUGCGACUGCUUCAACACUUGGUGAUUAUACUAGGCCUUCACCAGAUUUCAGAAAACCUCAGGAUUUUCAAUUCAUGAAUGUAACUAAGGAUGCUUCAAAGGUUGUGCCAAAUGCUGCUGGUUCUGAGGUAUUAAGUUUCCAGAAGCUUCCACCUCAAUCGUCCAGUACAAAACCGGUGUUGCCUUCUAUUGCCAUCAAUAAGAGUAACCAAAGGUGGAAUUUUUCUUCUUCUGACAAUAGCUUGGGAUUUACCUUCCCCGUUUCUGCAGCCUCUGGGGUGUCAUCGGAGCCACCUACACCAUCCAUCAUGCCUUCAUCCUCAGCCAUCGGUCAGCUUCAACAGAGUGAGGGAUCGCUAAGUCAGGUUCAACAAAAUGAUGGAUCAUCAAAUCAACUUCAACAAAAUGAAGGGUCGUCGAUUCCUUCUUACAGUUUUGGCACAAGGAGGACCGCUCCUCCCCUUGUUUUUUCAUUCCCUUCAACAAGCAGUACCCCUAUACUUGAUGAUGCAUCAGACGUGAAAUUCAAAUUUGGAUCAGAUGAGACAACAAGAUUAUCUUUUAGUUCAGUAGGCAAGGACGCCAUCUGCUAUUAAGUGGAAGGAUGACAUUUUGUGGAUAUUCUUUUACCCUUGAAUUUAAAUUUUUCAAUAUCAUUAGACGUUGAAUAUUCGUUUUUAAAAAGAAAUUGACGAGUGGAAUGGAGAUCUGGAAGGUAAUGUUAAGGGGCUAGGGUUUGAACUUUAAAGCCCUUAGGAUUGUUCCAUGGUUGGUCUAUGUUGGCCCAAAAACCUCUGGGGUAAUGACGGAUGGACAUUGAUUUUGGGGGGAGGCAAGACAAGAGUGGGUCAGAGGUGAUGACCCAGUUGUUCUGGUAUUGUCUUUAGAUUAGGUGGAUGAUUAAAGGGGGUACGCGGCUCAAAUUCUGAUCACGCAAAUGAGAAUUUGGCAUGGUAAAGAAAGAAAGAAAGAAAGGAACAAGAUGCCACAGGAAUCACAUGUUGCUUCCAAUUCUCAUUACAGGAAGAACUUAUCCCCAUUUCACCUAUCUAUUACUUUGUCACUUUGUGGGCCGAUUCUUCAGUGAUAAAUAUGUUACAAGUCUUUAUAUGUUUUUUCCCCUCUUUUUAGGAGAUGUUUAAGAUUCUUUUAAGCAACAUAUAUCUCACUUCCCUUUAUUCUUUGGGUGUGAAUAUAAGUACUGGGUACUUUAUUAGUUGUGUUA
Messenger RNA from Ricinus communis (castor bean), 3342 nucleotides. RefSeq names its product nuclear pore complex protein NUP1. Gene Ontology annotation, biological process: nuclear membrane organization. Gene Ontology annotation, cellular component: nuclear envelope. Bases 236 to 2713 code for a protein of 825 amino acids. NCBI's taxonomy places the organism in Eukaryota, Viridiplantae, Streptophyta, Magnoliopsida, Malpighiales, Euphorbiaceae. The record is from RefSeq and is a predicted model, not a curated record. The transcript is spliced from 8 exons.